Messenger RNA from Aplysia californica (California sea hare), 1600 nucleotides. Its product is annotated as DNA-directed RNA polymerase I subunit RPA49. Gene Ontology annotation, biological process: transcription elongation by RNA polymerase I; RNA polymerase I preinitiation complex assembly; nucleolar large rRNA transcription by RNA polymerase I. Gene Ontology annotation, molecular function: DNA binding. The record is from RefSeq and is a predicted model, not a curated record. Lineage: Eukaryota; Metazoa; Mollusca; Gastropoda; Aplysiida; Aplysiidae. The coding region runs from base 181 to 1404 and encodes 407 amino acids. The transcript is spliced from 12 exons. Gene Ontology annotation, cellular component: RNA polymerase I complex.
AUUGAAGCGAAGAAAAGAAAAAAUGGAUCUAACGUGACCAAGUGGUAGUGGCAACGCCGUAUUAUGUCCCACUUGAACUGGACUUUCUUACUUACCUUUGUAAAACUUUAAGUUGUAAAGUAAUUAAUUACAUUUUUGCACAUAGAUCUAAUAGAACUUUUGGAUUUUAAGAGUUUCAAUAUGCCUGUUUUUGAAGUCACUGAUGGAGAGGCGUCGCAAGUUGUAACCGCGGUGAAGUUUUCCCAUGGAGAUCCGAUGCGAGUCAAAGGUCGUAGUCAGAUGACCUGGCAGUUCUACCGACAGAAAAAGUCCAAUGCUCAGAAAGGGAAAGAAAAAAGAAUCGUGACGGCUAAAGUGGAUGACAUGACAUAUGUUGGAAAGAACUUUGGCGCCAGUGCAAAUUCUUCGGCUGAUUCAUGCGACUACUACAUGGGCGUUCUCGACAAGACGACGGGAAAAAUGAGAGUUCUUCCAGCUCAGCUUUUUCAUUUGGAGCCUUGGUUUGAAGAGAGUGAAACUAUUGGCGAGUCCAAUGCAGACAAAUCUUACAGAGACAAGACUGAUGACCUGACAAAGGAAUUUGGCUCAGGUCGCAACCAGCGGGCAGUGCUGAAGCGACAGCGGAACAAACUGGACGAGGAAAUGUUGUCGGUGACGACCAAAUCUGUUGCAGAGACCUCCAUCGUACAAGAAGAGGCUUCUGGCAAAGCUGGCGAACUUAUUGUCACAGAGACUUCGGCUGUUCCCCCUCACAACAAAGAGGCGAGUCGGCCAGAGGAUGUCUACAAGCUCAAGGACAUCAUCAGCCCAGAGAUCAUGGGUCCUCUGUCAGAACAGUGUCAAGCUCUCUUCAACGGCACCAAGGAGGAUAUUGAGGCUUGGACCAGGGAGAAAGCGUUCCCCCAGUUUAUCCUCAACAAGUUGUCUACCCUGUCGGUGCGAGAAGACGCCAGACUGCUUCAGUGCCAGUGCCUCAUCUACCUGAACUGUCUGAUGAAGAUGUUUGUUAUGAAGCACCAGCAGAUCAGACUCAAGGAUCCUCUCCCGUCAGAUUGGAAAUUUCCCAUCAAGAAACAUAUUUUGAACCAAUUUACUCUGGAGACUGUUGAGAAUGGCCGAAAGAGAAGACAGUUCCCGGGUCGUCUGAAGGAUCUGAUGCUGUCCCACAUCCUGGUGCUAUGCCUCAAGCUGAGCAGCUUCCAGGUCAACUUGAACACGUUACUGGCCGACCUUAACGUUGCAAGAAAGAGACUGAUCACCCACAGCACAAUCCUAGGCUGUACUGUGAAAAGUGCCAAAAACCCUGCCGGUGCGAUGGAGGGUAUGAGCUACAUCGCCUCUCUCAGCAUCCCACUUAAGUUUCCCGAACUGAAGAUGCACUCGAAGAAGUCACGCUUUAUGUAACCUGCCUGAUUAUGAUGAAUGUCUGUUGAAAUAAAAUGUAGCCUACUUUUGUAAUGGGGGAAAAUGUUGAGAGAGAUGGUUGUUUGAAGUAUGUCUUCCAUGUGCAUGUAAAGUAACUGUGGGCAUGGUUGUUGAUUCUUGUUGCUGAAUGCAAGAAUUAUAAUAAAGAGUAGAAAUUAAAUUGUUGAGAAAAGCG